AUGGCAGAUCCGAGGGACCUCAAGUUCUUUCCAUCAGACAUGACGUUGGUGGACCAGUAUCUACGCAGGAGAAUAGAUACCGGCAAGGAAGGUUUUAUUAAAGACAUCAAACUUUACGAAUACGAACCAUGGCUUCUUCCUCACGUCAACAACGAUCUGUUUGGUGAAAAGGAGUGGUUCUACUUCGUCAAGAGGACACUCAAAGCUGGUAAAACACCUAAUCGUAAGGUGCUGGGGCGAGGAGGCAGCAUCGUUGGGACUUGGACGACCAGCGGUAGCAAGGAAGCCAUCCUCGGCCGUAACAAGGUUGUGAUCGGACACAAAGCAGAACUCUCGUACUACAAAGAUGUAAAAGGACAGGUAAAAGGAGACUCGACCGGUUGGUGUAUGACGGAGUAUUGGCUAGCGAGUAAGAACGAUGAGUUUCAAGAAUUGGUCUUGUGUUAUAUCCGUGGGAAGAAGAAGCAAGUCAAAAACGUGUCCUCAUACUCGGGUACUAAUAGGGCUUUCGCACCUCGUGGAGACAUAAUUGCUAGGGUAGAUCCUAGCCAUCUCAAGUUCUUUCCGACGGACUUGAAGCUGGUGGAGCAUUAUCUACGCAACAGAGUAGACACGGACAAAGACGGUUUCAUCAAAGACAUAAAGCUUUAUGAACAAGAGCCAUGGCUUCUUCCGCACGUCAAAAACGAUCAGUUCGUUGAGAAGGGCUGGUUCUACUUUGUUAAGAGAUCAUGCGGAUCUGAUAACAAAAUAUUACGUAUGGUACCCGGACGAGGAGGCAGUGACGGCGGGACUUGGAAGAAGAACUCUCGUACUACAAACAUGUAA
Messenger RNA from Capsella rubella, 828 nucleotides. Its product is annotated as NAC domain-containing protein 19. The record is from RefSeq and is a predicted model, not a curated record. Lineage: Eukaryota; Viridiplantae; Streptophyta; Magnoliopsida; Brassicales; Brassicaceae. The transcript has 2 exons. Gene Ontology annotation, biological process: regulation of DNA-templated transcription. Bases 1 to 828 code for a protein of 275 amino acids. Gene Ontology annotation, molecular function: DNA binding.